CCUGGGGGGACAUUAUAAAACUGCAGCUGCCGGAGAAGCAACAACUCAAAUCGUCUCAGAAAUCCAUCAGGGAUAGGUGUCGAUCGAUCCGCAGAGAUACUAAGUGAAAGGCCUCGUAUUUGUAUUGAUUUUCCUUCUCGAUCCAACAAGAAGUUAUCAGGAAACUGUGAAAAUGCCGGAACAGCAUGUUGCACCUGUUAUUGCCAACCUAGAGGAUUUCGAGCGGAACCUACCAGGUUACUUGAACGGCAACUCUAAGCUAGCCGUUCUCUUGGAUUACGAUGGAACCUUAGCUCCCAUUGCCGAUAAUCCCGCCAAGACCAAAAUGCCCGUGGAACUCGAGGCGAUUCUCCACAAGAUUGCCCAGCAUCCAGAGAUCUUCCUGGCUGUUAUCUCAGGACGUGGUCUCAAGGAUGUGCAGAAACAAGUCAACAUCGAAGGCAUAACGUAUGCCGGUAACCAUGGCCUGGAAAUCGAGUAUCCAGAUGGAUCACGACAUGACUACGAGCUUCCUGCUGAAAUCAAAAGAAACUACACAAACAUGGUCAAGGAGCUCAAGGAUAAGGUGGAGAAGAAUGGGGCUUGGGUGGAGGAUAAGCGGGUAUCGCUCACCUAUCACUACAGGGACACCCCAGUGGAGCUGAAGGACGAACAGAAGAACUUGGCCUCGGAGAUCUGCCGGAAGUAUGGAUUCCGACCCAACCAGGCUCAUGAGGCCAUUGAGGCCAAGCCUCCAGUGAACUGGAAUAAGGGAGAGGCUGCUCUCUAUAUCCUGAAACAGAAAUUCGGCGACAAUUGGCCAGAGACUGUGAGUGUGGUGUUUGCCGGCGAUGAUACCACCGAUGAAGAUGCCAUGAGGGUCCUGCGUGGCUUGGGAAGAUCCUUUAGAAUAGCUGAAAAUGAGAAAAUCCAAACCUUUGCCGACUUUAGAUUGCCCAAACAAGCUGUGAUGACUGAUCUACUGAAAUGGAUUGCCGAGGUUUAUGUUUCCUAGACUUUAUAGAAUAUUUCUAAAAUAAUUCAUACACUUUUAUGGUUUCUAUUAUUCUAAUUAUUAAUUGUUUAAGAUAAGCAUCACAAUUUAAAGGCCUAAAAUAAAAAUAAGCUUAUGAAAAA
Drosophila bipectinata is the source of this 1116-nucleotide messenger RNA. RefSeq names its product trehalose-phosphate phosphatase. The record is from RefSeq and is a predicted model, not a curated record. Lineage: Eukaryota; Metazoa; Arthropoda; Insecta; Diptera; Drosophilidae. Gene Ontology annotation, molecular function: trehalose-phosphatase activity. Gene Ontology annotation, biological process: trehalose biosynthetic process.